AUGGCAGACAGUGAACCGUUGAGUAUAGACAGUAUAAUUGCACGACUAUUAGAAGUAAGAGGAUGUCGACCUGGUAAAACAGUACAAAUGUCUGAAGCAGAAGUCCGAGGAUUAUGUUUGAAAUCUAGAGAAAUAUUUUUACAACAACCAAUUUUAUUAGAUUUAGAAGCACCUUUAAAAAUAUGUGGAGAUAUACAUGGACAGUACACUGACUUGUUACGUUUGUUUGAGUAUGGAGGCUUUCCUCCAGAGGCAAAUUAUUUAUUUUUGGGAGAUUAUGUUGAUCGUGGAAAACAAUCCUUGGAAACUAUAUGUCUUUUAUUAGCAUAUAAAAUAAAAUAUCCAGAAAACUUUUUUCUCUUACGAGGAAAUCAUGAAUGUGCAAGCAUAAACAGGAUUUAUGGAUUUUAUGAUGAAUGUAAAAGACGUUACAAUAUAAAAUUGUGGAAAACAUUUACCGAUUGCUUUAAUUGUUUACCUAUUGCGGCUAUUAUUGAUGAGAAAAUAUUUUGUUGUCAUGGCGGACUUAGUCCUGAUUUACAAGGAAUGGAACAAAUUAGACGUAUUAUGCGUCCAACUGAUGUCCCAGAUACUGGUUUAUUAUGUGAUUUAUUAUGGUCUGAUCCGGACAAAGAUGUAACUGGUUGGGGAGAAAAUGAUAGAGGUGUUUCGUUCACUUUUGGUACAGAUGUCGUAGCAAAAUUUUUAAAUAGACAUGACCUAGAUCUCAUAUGUAGAGCGCAUCAGGUUGUUGAAGAUGGUUAUGAAUUUUUCGCCAAGAGGCAAUUGGUUACAUUAUUCUCCGCACCAAACUAUUGUGGGGAAUUUGAUAACGCAGGUGGAAUGAUGUCUGUUGAUGCAACACUAAUGUGUUCAUUCCAAAUUUUGAAACCAUCUGAAAAGAAAGCGAAGUAUCAAUAUUCAGGAUUAAACUCUGGAAGACCAGCUAGUAAUACAACUGCUGUGAAAAAGAAAUAAAUUAUAUUUAAUUGAAUAUUGAUUAU
Molecule: messenger RNA, 1004 nt
Organism: Diuraphis noxia (Russian wheat aphid)
Lineage: Eukaryota; Metazoa; Arthropoda; Insecta; Hemiptera; Aphididae
Product: serine/threonine-protein phosphatase PP1-beta catalytic subunit
Cellular component (GO): cytoplasm; nucleus
Molecular function (GO): protein serine/threonine phosphatase activity
Source: RefSeq, a predicted model, not a curated record